This is a messenger RNA of Tetrahymena thermophila SB210, 2448 nucleotides long. RefSeq lists its product as hypothetical. NCBI's taxonomy places the organism in Eukaryota, Ciliophora, Oligohymenophorea, Hymenostomatida, Tetrahymenidae. The transcript has a single exon. The record is from RefSeq and is a predicted model, not a curated record.
AUGAGCAUUGAAGAUGAGUAGUAUGAUAGAGAAAAUUAUUCAUUGAUUAUAAUUAAUUUUCUUGACACAGAUUUAGAAGAUAAUUCAAAAGCAGUAGCAUUGAUAUACUUAAACGGUGAAUUAGAUGAUACAAUUAAAAUUAAAGGUUCAACGACUAUAUUUAUUCAUAAAUAAGAUAUUCUGACUUUUGAAAUCAAAGAUAUGUCACCUCCUUAAACAAUAGGUGUACUAGAUAUAGCAACUUUAUAGCUUCUCUAAGAAAAUGAAAGGCUUUUCUAAAAGUGGCUUCCUAGCAUUUAUAAUUAAAAAAUGCACAAAUUUCUCUUUGAAUUUGAAAUUCAAAAGAUGGGAACUUUAAGCUCAAGCAAAAUUUUAAGAAAUCAAAAUUAGGUAAAUGAAGUAGAGUCAGGUUAAUAACCAAAUAGAAAUAGUUAGCUUUAAUCUUAGCUAUCAGGGAGCGAUAAGUAUAUCCCUUGCAUUCAAUCUACAUAGCUAAAUAAUGGAAAUUAAUAAGUAAUUAACAAAUCAGAAGAUUCAAGUAAAAUGUAAAACUAAUCUCCUGUAAAGUAAACUGCAAAUCAAGAAUAUCAAAAAUAUUUAGAUAAUGAAAUUAGUCAAAAUAAACAGACUAAAAGCUAAUCUCAUGAAGCUUAGACUUCAUAGAAAAAUGGUGAGGAUAAUAGUUAACAAUAGAAAGAAAUCUUUACAAUUUCCCCUAUUAAAGUGAUUGAAGACUAAGACAUAAAAAAAAAUGGUUAUACAUUCCAAAAAUUUAAAUAAAAUAACUAGCUGACCUUAAAUGAUGGUUAAGUUGACUCCUCUUUAAUUAAUAGCAAUGGAGAUAAUCUUAUAAUUCAAUCUAGUUAGCUAAAUAAAAAUCAAAUUUCACCAAAUGGCCCUUCUUAAGCUAUCUUUAUGACUGAAUCAAAUGAGAUUUAUGAUGUUUUAGAAGAUGAGCUUGUUAAACUUGCUAAAAAAAUUUAGAAUAAAAGCUUUAAUUCUCUUAUUGAAAAGCGUCGCUCAUAAUACCUAGAACUUAAAAAUUUAUUGUAAGAAAUAUCGGAAUAGUUUGAAGCUCUUAAAAAACAUCCUUGCAGAGGAUGCGAAAAGAAAUAUAUCCCAUCCAUUUAAAAGGGAAUUUAAAAGCUGUAUUCAGGAUAUAAACAAUUAAUGAGUUAAAUAUCUUAAUCAUAAUAAAUUCAGAAUAGUCAGUAACUACAGUAAUAGUAAUCACAAAGGCAUUAAAUGCCUGUUUAAGAAUUUAUUCAAUCAUUAAGCGCAUCAAAAAAAGGAAUUGCUUAAGUUUAAGCGAAAUAAAACACUUAGAGAUCUAAAAGCCCUAUAACAACAAGGAGCUUGUAAGUACCGUAAUAGGGAGUCUCAGGCAGUAAUGGGAAAUAAAAUAAAUAUAUAGAAUAAUAACAAAAUGUUAGCAAUUAAUAAUUAAGUAAAUAAACCACAACUUAUCAAAUGAGUCCUAAUAACUCUAGAAAAUUAGAUAAAGUUAAAGAGGAAGAAGCAAAGACUCAUAAUUUAUAAGUGAAUUCAGACUACAUUAGAAAUUAAUUGGAAACAUAAUUUAAAAGAACUCACGAAUUAGAAGUUGAGAACAAGCAAUUAAAGCUUCGUAAUUUUAUUUUAGAGGGAGACUUAAAAAAUUUAUUGAAAAGGAUAUAAUAAGAGAAAUUAACCUUUUCAAGUCGUGCAACUUUCAAAUUGUAAGAGUUCAGAUAAAUUUUUGAGUAUUUUCACUCCCUAAGAUUAGAAAGAGAGUCUUUACUUGAUGAAAUUCACCAACUCUAAGAUGAGUUGAAAAUAGGAUAGUAAGGUGAUAAAAAGAAGAAUAGCUUUAAUACAAAUAACCACAAGUAAAAUAAUACAUAAUUGAAGAGUAUUUAAUAGACGAUGAAUGAAUAUGCUAAAUACAAAUAAGAUACUUUAUAAGCUGUAUAGCAAGAAGAACAAAGAAUAGAAAACGAAGGUAGAAGCUAUCGUUAUCCUUCUUCCUUUUCACAACAAUAUACCUAUCCAAAUCACUAAUCAAAUUCUCUUUCUCCAAAGCUAAGAGAUAACUACAGCAAUUAAAUAACUUAGCAAUAUGGGAUUGAUGAAUUAUCUUAAUUAAAUUAGGAUAAAUACCCAUCAUAUAAAUAUGAAGACUAAACCUUUUAGAAUGGAGGUUUAUAUUAAAAAAAUGAUAUUUCAAAUAUCCUAAAGACAUCAUAAAAUUCUUAUCCAUAGUACAAUAGGGAUAAUUCAGGGUAAAAGCAUAUUUCAAAGAGCAUUAGAGAAAAUAACUCUCCUUCAUAACAAGGAGGAGCAUAUGAUACAAGAUCCAAAGAAAACGGUCCAUCUUCAUCUGGAAGUACUAGAAGUGAAAUACAUCAUUUAUUAAAUCAGAGAAAAAAUGUAAUAAACGAGUUACUUGAGAAAAUAGGAGAAAUAUGA